Chironomus riparius is the source of this 634-nucleotide messenger RNA. NCBI's taxonomy places the organism in Eukaryota, Metazoa, Arthropoda, Insecta, Diptera, Chironomidae. The record is from the annotation of a GenBank genome assembly.
UUCUUUAAAAUUCAGUUUGUUUUGAGAUUUUGAAGAGUAUACAAGAUGAAUCGACUGCUGGCAUUCUUGUUUGUGUUUAUCAUAUGCGUACAAUUUACCAAUGGAAAUAGAGGAAGAGAAAAGCUUCCCAAAGGUCGAUUCCCAGUGCCUAAAAUAAAUGAUCGAGGAAAUAUUGGCAGAAUUCCAAAUAUCAAAAAUUCUGGAUCUUCAUUCAACAAUCCAAAGCCUUUAAUUCAUAUUCCGAGCAAUCGGAUUCCGUCUUUUAAGAAUCAAAAGUCUCCAAUUCAGCAAUUUGUUUCAAAUAAUCGAAUUCCAUCAUUUAAUAAUCGAAACUCUCCAAUUCAGCAAAUUAUUCCAAGCAAUCGGCUUCCUUCCUUCAAGCUUCCAAAUAUCGGAAAUCCGUUGAGUAGUGUGAAUUCUUUAUUUAAAGGCUUUCGACUACCGGGUGGAUUCAACUUACCUCCUUUGCCUUCUUUUGGCUGAUGAACCAUUCCAUGAUUUAAAUGAUUCAGAACUCAUCAAAAAAAGGACACAUAACUCAAACCUGUAUUUUCUUAAUAUCAAAAUAGUAAGAACACGUGAUAACCUGUUUGCAAAUUUUUCCAAAAAUAAAAAUAAAACAUUUUAAAAUUUA